Molecule: messenger RNA, 1906 nt
Organism: Anoplophora glabripennis (Asian longhorned beetle)
Lineage: Eukaryota; Metazoa; Arthropoda; Insecta; Coleoptera; Cerambycidae
Product: zinc finger and BTB domain-containing protein 14
Exons: 4
Coding region: 103-1614 (503 amino acids)
Biological process (GO): regulation of transcription by RNA polymerase II
Cellular component (GO): nucleus
Molecular function (GO): protein binding
Source: RefSeq, a predicted model, not a curated record
CUCUAGCUCGUGCUAUUGUCGUGACGCCGCAAGUGCAUAGUGACGUGCCUCUCCGAAAAUUCCCCGAAAAAAAGGUUUAAUUAGGUAGGUCCAAUUCCAGAUAUGGAGAAACAGGCGGAAAUUUGCGAGACCUAUCAGCUGAAAUGGAGCUCCUACAACGCCUAUAUCCACUCCUGCAUAGCCACUUCCCUCCAAAACGACUCAUUUGCCGACGUGGCUCUCGUCACCGUGGACGGACACCAGAUCAUGGCUCACCGCUUCGUGCUGACCUACAGCAGCCUGUUCCUGGCCCAGGUCCUCAAAUUCCAGCCCAAAGCCACCACGGCUCUGCCUCUGGUGAUAAUCAUGCCUCCCGAAAUCGACUACAAGAGUCUCAAGGUGCUCGUCAGGUACAUGUACAGCGGGGAAGCAAAGGUGUCCAAAGAGAUCCUGAACAACGUGUUGCGUGGAGGAGACAUCCUCCAAGUCAAAGGCCUAUAUCGCGAAAAAGAAGACCAGGAAAAGAACGUAAAGAUCACCCAGAAACUUCCAAACAACACUUCUGCAACACCUUCAACCACAUCAACAACCACCACCACUACCACCUCAACUGUCAACAAACCUGUGCAGAACGUUUUGAACAAGCCUGUUUCUAGCCCUGUGACAGUUCAAGAGAAGCCAGCUCAGAACCCAAAGUUCUUAGUUGUGCAGAAGCCCAAAGAACAACAAACCUAUUCCAACCCAAGGCCCAAGGUGCUCAAUUUUACCAUAAUGCAGAAGUACGAGAAAAUUAAAGUUCCUAAUGAGAAUUCUUCAAAUUCUACCAAACGUUUGACAAUUUUGAACAAGAGCUUGGAUCAGGAAAAAGGCGAUAAAGAAAGCGACGAACAAGAUGUGAGUGAUAAAACUGAACCUUCUCCUUCAAAGGACAGUAACCUCUCGUAUCUGAUGAUCAAAGACGAACCCAUAGAGUGGAGCGAGGCCGAUAUGGAGAUAAUCGAUUCCAAAGAGGUGUUCGACAAUAUGACCAUUAAAUCUGAGAACACUGAGAAUUACGAAUCGGAAUCUAUGAGUAACGAGGAGGAAAUGUUUUCGCCUUUGACUUGCGAGUUGUGCACUGAGACCUUCACGAUUCCCGCUGAAUGGGUGAGACACGUACAGACCCAUACGGACAUGUUGCCAGCUAAGAGACGUCGGAGGGACAGUCCAGGGGAUUCCUACGAGAACGACACCUUCCCCGAGCUGAUGUGCGACAUGUGCCAGAAGUCGUUCCCCACCCCCGCCGAGUGGGUGCACCACAUCCAGGACACGCACACUGACUUCGAGCUGCACCUCUCCAACAAGAAGAUCCACCACGGGAAGUCCGUGGUGACCGCCCCCAGUACCAUCACCUCCUCCGCGUUGAACGAGCUGAGCAAGAAGUGCUCGGAGUGCAACAAGACGUUUCCGUCACACGCUUCCAUGAUCAUCCACAGGCGGAGGCACACGGGGGAGAAGCCCUACGGCUGCGAAUACUGCAACAAGAACUUCAACGUGAAGAGCAACCUGCUGAGGCAUCUGAGGACGCUGCACAACAAGAUCAUCAAUUCCACGGAGAUAGAGAACAAGGAUUCUCUUUCCGACAACAGCAAUUAGCUUGUUUUGGUUUAAGGUUUAAUGUUUUUCAGUUUAGAAGAAUGUUUGUUUAUUCUAGGUUAAAAUUUGUUUUCAAGUAGGUCCUUUUUUUGUAAAAGUUGUAGUUUUAUUUGUUUUUUUCCUCGUUUUUAUAUAUUAUAGAUGGACAACCAGUUAAAUUUGGAAAUUAAAAUACCAGAUGGCGAUUCUUACAUGAAGAUUCAGUUAACCAAACAAAAUCCUGUUUCAUGAUAAAUAAAAAGUUAUUUUCAAAAGAAAACGAUACAAAAUAUCGCGAAGAACAAAUAAUAUA